This is a messenger RNA of Ophidiomyces ophidiicola, 2139 nucleotides long. RefSeq lists its product as uncharacterized. The record is from RefSeq and is a predicted model, not a curated record. The transcript has 4 exons. Gene Ontology annotation, cellular component: membrane. NCBI's taxonomy places the organism in Eukaryota, Fungi, Ascomycota, Eurotiomycetes, Onygenales, Onygenaceae. Gene Ontology annotation, biological process: transmembrane transport. Gene Ontology annotation, molecular function: sulfate transmembrane transporter activity. Bases 1 to 2139 code for a protein of 712 amino acids.
AUGGACGAUGCCAUAUCUUCGAGCACGCCCCUCUUGGAGUCUGACCAACAUGGAGUGAGCGUUGGUGGCUCUCAGCAUGGUACUUUUCCAUCUGACUCCCAAUUUCACGAUAACCGGGUCCCCAAUGUGAGCCCUAGCCAGCAGCUUGAUAAUUGCUCCUUGGCAAACUCAUGCCAAAAUAUCCGAGGUGACGGUAUUUCCUCGGCCCCCUGUCACGCAACGGCCGGUAAGUCCGCGACAAUGCAACUUGCCGAUGUACACGGCGUGAAGAAUCGCCGUAUUAUGUAUUUGGCAUACUAUGUCCCAUUCCUAAAUUGGAUUACACAGUAUCGUUGGCAGUAUUUACGCGGCGAUUUUAUCUCGGCAUUAACUGUUGCCUCUGUUUAUAUCCCUCUUGGUCUUUCACUCGCGUCCAAUGUUGCCCAUGUCCCCGCAUUAAAUGGACUCUAUUCUUUUGUUUUCCACCCUUUGAUGUACGCGCUCCUUGGGAGCAGUCCUCAGGUUGUGGUCGGCCCCGAAGCACCUGGUUCCCUGCUUGUGGGGACGGUUGUUCGAAAUGCUGUGGGCAAGGGGAAAUCCGUCGACGAUGAUGCCAUUGCUAACGCUCACAUCGCCGGAAUAGUAACUGGGAUGGCUGGUGCAAUGAUUCUUGUCGCCGGUUUGACCAGACUAGGUUUUCUUGAUAACAUUCUUAGCAGACCGUUCUUACGGGGCUUUAUUAGUGCUAUCGGUUUCGUGAUUUUUGUUGACCAGCUUAUUCCAGAGAUGGGCUUGAAUAAACGCGCGAAACACGAGGGCUUAGCCACACAUGGUAGUAGUUGGGAUAAGUUGUUGUUUCUGGUUCAAAACGUGCACUAUGGCCAUGGUUUAACUUGUGCUGUCGCAUUUGGCAGCUUUGCCAUAAUAAUGGUGUUUCGGACGUUGAAGAAAUAUAUGGAGCCACGAUUUCCAAGUGUCGUUUUUUUCCCGGAUCAGCUCAUUGUUGUAAUUCUCUCCGCAGUUCUAACCUGGAAAUUCUCAUGGGAUGAAAAAGGCCUCGCUAUUUUAGGAGAUAUUAAGGGCUCUGGAAUUCCUACAUUUGCGUUCCGUUGGCCAUUCAACUGGGAACACCUUCAUCAUAUUAGAACUGCGAUGAGCACAUCCUUCAUUAUUUCUUUACUUGGUUUUUUCGAAUCGUCAAUCGCUGCCAAGGGACUCCGAAGCACUCAUCAAGGUGCCAUCGAAGGCAUGACAUAUAGCCCCAAUAGAGAGCUUGUUGCCCUCGGAUCCGCUAAUAUUCUUGGUGGUUGCUUCAUGGCACUGCCUUCUUUCGGAGGUUACGGAAGGAGUAAAUUGAGUGCGGCAACUGGCGCAAAAACACCGAUGAGUAGUAUGUUUUUAUGCCUAAUAACAGUUAUCUGUAUCGUUUACCUGCUUCCUUACUUUUAUUACCUACCGAUGGCCGUCUUAUCUGCCGUGAUAUCAGUUGUAUCGUGGUCCCUCAUUGAAGAAUGCCCUCAUGAUAUUGGGUUUUUUAUUCGCAUUCGGGGUUGGUCCGAAUUGAGCCUCAUGCUUCUGAUUUUUGUUUCAACCGUCUUUUACUCUCUGUAUGUUGGAAUUGCCUUAGGCAUGGGUCUUUCCAUCUUGCAAGUAAUUAGACAUGCCACAAAACCACGUAUCCAGAUUCUAGGCAAGGUUUCUGGCACCGACAACCAUUUUGAAAAUGCAGAAUUACACCCAGAGCGAGUUGAAUUCAUCGAAGGCUGUUUGAUUGUGAAAAUUCCCGAGCCACUGACUUUCGCGAACACGGGUGACUUGAAGAAUCGUCUAAGACGCCUUGAAUUCUAUGGCACCAAUGCUGCCCAUCCUGCUCUUCCUCGUCUUCGAUCUCCAGAAAAUAACCGGAAUAUGAUAUUUGAUAUUCACGGGGUGACGAGCAUCGAUGGCUCAGGUAUCCAAGUCCUUUCGGAUAUUGUGAAAGAAUAUAUUGAUCAAAAUGUCAGGGUUUUCUUCUGUAGAAUUCCACGGCCGGAAAGUGACGUUUUUCGUCUAAUGGUCAAGAGCGGCAUUGUGGAAACCUGUGGAGGGAUGUCGCAUUUUGUGUCAAGCGUUGAUGAAGCCUUAAAACUGACAGAGACACGAUAUAUUGACGAGCAUUGA